Messenger RNA from Colletotrichum paranaense, 432 nucleotides. RefSeq lists its product as uncharacterized. The coding region runs from base 1 to 432 and encodes 143 amino acids. NCBI's taxonomy places the organism in Eukaryota, Fungi, Ascomycota, Sordariomycetes, Glomerellales, Glomerellaceae. The transcript is spliced from 2 exons. The record is from RefSeq and is a predicted model, not a curated record.
AUGGAGCAAACCCAAGCACCCGAGACCAGAGAGACCAGACCUCGCCGCAUCCGCCUUCACCACCCAGGCCGCUUCAAAACCUUCACCCUAAGUCUCAUGUGCGCCACCUUCGCCGUCUUCGGCGCCCUCGUCAUGGUCGCACUCGCCCACACUCCCAAGGUGAACAACGAAGUCCAAGCCAUCAACUCGACCAUCGCCACCGGCGGUGACUCUACUACAGCUGCUAUCAUCGCCGUCACCGCUGCCACUAGCCAUGUCCCUACUCCUGUGAAGAAGGUCCCCCACGAAGACGAGGAGAAGGGUCACGUCCUUCCCGAGGUCACCACCAAGGCUACUACCACGCUGUACGCCGAUGACAACACCACGCUCAUCUUUACUACUCACAGCUCCCAGGUCUUGGUCGUCGUUGAGAGUAAUGCUACUUCCGUUUAG